Drosophila biarmipes is the source of this 860-nucleotide messenger RNA. RefSeq lists its product as uncharacterized. The coding region runs from base 515 to 721 and encodes 68 amino acids. Lineage: Eukaryota; Metazoa; Arthropoda; Insecta; Diptera; Drosophilidae. The record is from RefSeq and is a predicted model, not a curated record. The transcript is spliced from 2 exons.
UAAAUUAUCAAAACUGUGGGGCGAAUAACAAAGACAAAACAACUGUUUAGUAAACAAUAGUUCAUAUAUUUUGAUUCCAAUAUAUUAUGCUAUAAAUACGUGAUUAAAAUACUUUCCUUGUUUGAUUAUUGUUUUUAAAUAUUUAAAAAAAAUCAGCUUAAUACUUAUAAAAUUAUUCACACUAUUUAAAGCAAGUCGUAGCGAUAAGACUUGCCUAUACAUAUACCUAUUAAAUAAUGAGUAAGUAUAAUCAAAAAUGUUUAUAGCAUAUAUUUCAACAAAUUAAUUUAGAGUAUACAUUUUCUUACUAAUCCAUUUGUUCAGUGAACUCUUUGUUAGAAGGCUUUUCCUUUGAGGCACAGAUUGCGAAUCGUACGCAUUUCCACACCCCAUCUUGAUCACAGGGACAUGACCUAUCCCUCGGCAGUUGAGGCGGGAAAAGAAAGCAGCUGCUUGGGCCUACCUGAGAUCAUUCUCCCUUCCCGUUCAGUCCUCAACUAGAACUCACCGGAGGAUGCCGCACUUACAGAACGUCGAGCGGGAUUUUCCCGUGCACUGGGCCCUGAAUCCCAUUCGCAUUUCCCGAAGUCUCUCCGUAAAUACUCUUUCUCUAUAUAGAAAAAUCUCGGGCAAUAUGUGGCGCUACUGCACUCAAUUCUGUCACAGUCCAAAGUUUCAGCGUUAUAUGAGAUUUCUCGAGUCCAGUCUCUGCCAGAUCUAAAGAGCAAUGAGCCAAGAAAAUGCGCAGCUGCCUCGGAUUUGCAAUCUGCGCACGUAGACGAUGCCAAAAUGUGUUAGUUAAAUUCGUGAUAGCGAGGCCCAGAGAGACGGCAGUCAACGAUCUGGGUUCGGAGAGGUUU